AUGUCGGAAGGCCUCCUCCACCCAGUUCAUGCCGAGCAGGCCCUGUUGAAGGACGGUAAGCGUGGCGCGGAAGUCGAUAAGUUGGACAAGUUGGCCUCGGGAGUUCGAAAUCUGACGGUCGCAGCUCUCGAGGCCGAUCCAUUCCACCCUGGUCGCGACGCUUUUACUGUCGAGGAGCAGUCGGCGGUCACGCCCGAGGAGAUCGAGGAGAUGGCAACUACGGUGCGGAGGGACAUCGGGAACUUCUACGACUGGAAGAACAGCAUCCUUCACCCGCGCGGACUAGGAGACGACCUGGCCGCCGAAGUCCUGGCCGCCAGCGUCGGCAUGCACGACUUUGCGGUUGUCCAAGAGAGGGUAGAUAGUAAAGACGGAGACAGCGAGUACGAAGACGGCAAGUACCUGCGGACCAACUACGAAGGCAACGUGGCAAACAUGGUCUACUAUGACUACGGGCACUUCAGGGCCGUUAUUCUCAAGGACGAGUGCGAGUCUAACAUCUCAGAUGAGGAGGACCUGGAAUGGGUAGUGGACUACCUCCUGGAGCUCAUCAAGAUUUCACGGGAAGGUCUCAAGAGGAUAGCCGACAGCGCAGGGACUACGAGCACCGACGCGGGCGUGGACGCCAGUGGGACCGGUGCGGAGGCCAGCGCGGACGUCAGAGCGGAGACGAGUGUGGAGGGAUAUAACGUCACCUUUGGGUCGUACCUGAGUGAGGUGAACACGAGGGAGAAUGUCCGCAGGACCAGCGCAGCGGCCGGUACGGAAACCUCAAGCACCGACGCGGACGCGGACGCGGAGACUGAUGCCGAGGCGGCUGACAUCCCCGUGGACACUGGGGAGGGAACCAGCGCGGAGACCAGCGCCGAGACCAAUGCGGAGACCAGCCUGGACCCUGUGGUGGGGCAAGAAGUCGGGGAGAAGGGUGCAUCUCCCGGUGGUGUGCAGAUCUCUCGACGCCGGUGA
Messenger RNA from Ectocarpus siliculosus, 966 nucleotides. The record is from the annotation of a GenBank genome assembly. Lineage: Eukaryota; Phaeophyceae; Ectocarpales; Ectocarpaceae.